Exaiptasia diaphana is the source of this 1154-nucleotide messenger RNA. Its product is annotated as serine/threonine-protein kinase 31-like. The record is from RefSeq and is a predicted model, not a curated record. The coding region runs from base 151 to 801 and encodes 216 amino acids. The transcript has 7 exons. Lineage: Eukaryota; Metazoa; Cnidaria; Anthozoa; Actiniaria; Aiptasiidae.
UUGGCUAAAAAUACACAAGAUUUCCCAGAAUUGCCACUAAAUUAUCCAGAACUCGGGAUUUCAUUAUGCCUGGAAACCAAUGGUCUUGUCAAAAACAAUAGAAGUGAMAGGGACUUUUGUCUUGAGGAAACAACUGAACCUGGAAUCGUCAUGUCGCACUUUCUCGGUGAAAAGUGUUACAUCAAGGAGUAUUUUUUAAGGAAUUCAGAAAGCAAAAACAAGUUCCAGUCCAGAGCAGUURAAUUUCACAAUUGCACUUGUAGUCAACUUACCAGACUAGAUGCUCUUUUCUACGGCAAGAAUGGCAGAACAGCAUAUCUCCAAGUUCCUUAUUACCAAAGUCUAGAAGAAUGGUUGACAACAAUACCAACAUCUGAAGCAAUAAUGGUCGUGAUAAAAAACAUACUAGAAGGCCUUGAAGCUCUCCAYGCCAGCAACCUAAUCCACGCUGAAGUCACUAUUAACAAUGUCUWUGUGUCUAAACAAGAUGACGAGUACAGAGGAAUUCUUGGACAUUAUGACUUCUCCGAAGAUGUGGAACAACGAUUGUCAAGAACAACUAACAGUAUUGAAGGUCUACCUGAGGAUCCUCCAUUGUGUUGCAAGUUUGACGUCAUGUGCCUUGGACAGCUUCUCAAGUCCAUUAACAAUAUGAAGCUUCUUGAYGAGGAUGCUGAAUUGCAAUCAYUAGUAGAAACUCUUCUACCAUCGCACACAACUUGCGUUCCAACAACCAAGCAAGUUCUUGAUAUGCCAUUCUUUCAAAAAACAGCUUCACCUGUAGAGGAACAGUUGGACUAAACCAUCAGAUAAGGCGAAGUAGCUUAGACCUUACUGUAUAUUUUCCUUAUCAGCUUCCAUCACACUUUGACAUGCAGGUUAAAACAAUCUCAAUUAUUGAGAUCUGACCUUUUUGUUGUUUUUGUUAAUAGUUCUAUUUUUAAUAUAUAUUUUUUACUGCAAGCUUUUGAAUGUCGCAUACAUGAAGUACUAGUAUUAAUAUUGAAGUAGGCUUUCUGUAUUUUGGUCUUUGAAAACCAUGUAAAAGUCAUGGAAUUUGAGACCUUCAAAAGAGAAGAAACCUUGUUUAGUAUAGAGCAAAUGCAAGAAAGCCAUGAAAUAUAAAAUCAAACUAAAUACUAACAAAUAAUGGC